AACCUGUCAUAGAACUAAGUGAUGAUCAAAAAGAACAAAUACUUAAUUCUCAAGARUUUGGAAAAUUCUUUGACAAAGCAACCAGAUUGAUGGAGCGUGCUCUCUGUGAGGACAUUGACAUUUUCAUGGACUAUUCUGGUGCAGAAGCUGAAGAUCAAGACAAGGGAGCUGAAGCAUCUUCUCAACUUACAAUGAGUAGGGAUUUUUAUGAUGAGAGAUGGUCMAAACACAGAACAGUGACUUGCAUGGACUGGUCUACACAGUAUCCAGAACUACUUGUUGCCUCCUACAACAAUAAUGAAGAUUUGCCCCAUGAACCUGAUGGUGUUGCUCUUAUCUGGAACUUGAAGUUUUCAAAAACCACACCAGAAUAUGUAUUCCAUUGUCAGUCUGCUGUAAUGUCAGCCACAUUUGCUAAGUUUCACCCUAAUCUGAUAGUUGGUGGAACAUAUUCUGGUCAGAUUGUUUUGUGGGAUAAUAGGAGUAGCAAGAGAACUCCAGUGCAGAGAACACCUCUGUCAGCAACAGCACAUACUCAUCCUGUUUACUGCGUCAAUGUUGUUGGUACUCAAAAUGCUCACAACUUGAUCAGUGUGUCUACUGAUGGUAAAAUGUGUUCAUGGAGUUUGGAUAUGCUGUCACAACCUCAGGACAACAUGGAGCUUCAGUACAAGCAGUCUAAGGCAGUAGCGGUAACAUGCAUGUCAUUCAUGGCUGGUGAUGUAAACAAUUUUGUUGUGGGUAGUGAAGAAGGAAGUGUUUACACAGCAUGUAGACAUGGCAGCAAAGCAGGCAUCAGCGAU
Molecule: messenger RNA, 803 nt
Organism: Exaiptasia diaphana
Lineage: Eukaryota; Metazoa; Cnidaria; Anthozoa; Actiniaria; Aiptasiidae
Product: cytoplasmic dynein 1 intermediate chain 2
Biological process (GO): transport along microtubule
Cellular component (GO): cytoplasmic dynein complex
Molecular function (GO): dynein light chain binding; dynein heavy chain binding
Source: RefSeq, a predicted model, not a curated record